This is a messenger RNA of Anoplophora glabripennis (Asian longhorned beetle), 922 nucleotides long. RefSeq names its product serine/threonine-protein phosphatase 6 regulatory ankyrin repeat subunit B-like. The transcript has a single exon. The coding region runs from base 80 to 787 and encodes 235 amino acids. The record is from RefSeq and is a predicted model, not a curated record. Lineage: Eukaryota; Metazoa; Arthropoda; Insecta; Coleoptera; Cerambycidae. Gene Ontology annotation, molecular function: protein binding.
UGCCGAGAAUGGUUAUUUGGACACAGUCAAAUUUCUUCUGAAACAGGGCGCAAAUUGAAAUGCUGUAGAUAAUGGGGGUAUGUCGGUACUGCACCCUGCUGCUGGGAAUGGACAUUUGGACACAGUCAAAUUCCUUCUGGAACAGGGCGCAUAUUUAACUGCUGCAGAUAAUGCAGGCAAGUCGGCACUGCACUAUGCUGCCUGGCGUGGUCGUUUCGACACAGUCAAAUUCCUUCUGGAACAGGGCGCAAAUUUAACUGCUGUAGAUAAUGGAGGCAUGUCGGCACUGCACCUUGCUGCCGAAGAUGGUAGUUUGGACACAGUCAAAUUCCUUCUGGAACAGGGCGCAAAUUUAAAAGCUGUAGAUGAUGAAGGCAGGUUGGCACUGCACCUUGCUGCCAGGACUGGGCAGUUGGCCGUUGUGGAAUAUCUCGUGAAUCUCAGCGUUGAUGUCAAUUUCAAGGACAACAACGGCUUCACGGUAAUAUAUUUUGCUGCGUGGAAUGGACACCUGGAUGUGAUCAACUUCCUCCUUGGAAUAGGUGCCGAUUUCAAUAUUAGGGAUAAAGAUAGCCUUACGGAACUGCACUUUGCUACCGCUAACGGUAAAUCCGACACAACUCGAUUCUUACUUGAACUGGGAGUGGAUUUCUCUAUUGAAGAUGACGGAAGCACGCCACUGCAUUUAACUGCUGCGAAUGGUCACUUAGAUACAGUCGAGUGUCUCCUUAAACUAGCUGAAAAUUUCAAUGUCGUAGAUUUUACCGCAAGGUCUGGGCAAUUGUAAUUACCCAUUGUUGACAGUCUCGUGAAAACCUGCAGUGAUAUCAAUAUCAAAGACGAGAAUGGCCGCACGCCGCUACAUUUAGCUGCCUCGAACGGUCACUUGGAUAUAGUUAAAUUCCUUCUUCAAGUAGAAGCA